Nicotiana tabacum (common tobacco) is the source of this 606-nucleotide messenger RNA. NCBI's taxonomy places the organism in Eukaryota, Viridiplantae, Streptophyta, Magnoliopsida, Solanales, Solanaceae. The record is from RefSeq and is a predicted model, not a curated record.
AUGGCACCAAAGAAGAGUAACGAAAGAGAAGAAGAAGAGAAAGGGCAGAAAAAGAAACCAACGAAGAUCGAAAAAGAAGGCAAAAGGAAGAAAAAGAAAAGGACUAAAGUAGGUUAUGGGAGAUAUAUUUAUAAGGUAAUGAAGCAAGUGCAUCCCGAUAUGGGAAUAUCAUCAAAAGCUAUGACCAUAUUGGACAAUUUGAUGGGAGACAUGUUUGAGAGAAUUGCAGAGGCAGCAGCAACGUUGUCAAAGUACGUAGGGAGGACAACGUUGUCGUCGAGGGAGAUUCAGGGUGCUGUGAAGAUGGUGUUGCCAGGAGAACUUGGGAAGCAUGCCAUUGCUGAAGGAACUAAAGCUGUAGUCAGUUAUGUUACUGCUGUUGCUGAAAAAAAUAAGUCCAAGACUAAGUGAAGUGAACGUAACGUUAAUUUGUUGUAGUGCUAAUUAUAGGUUUCUAAGUAGUGUUUUCUUUUACUUUGAGUUUUUUCUGUUUGUUUUCUUAACUUAUUAGUGGUUAGCUUCAUGUCGUAGUAGCAGUAGAUAUUUGGAGUAUAGAAAUGCAGUUUGCAUGUAAUCCUUCGAUAGUCAUGCAUGGCAAGUAGUAGC